Oxyura jamaicensis (ruddy duck) is the source of this 5315-nucleotide messenger RNA. It is a transcript of the gene MCM9, whose product is annotated as minichromosome maintenance 9 homologous recombination repair factor. Lineage: Eukaryota; Metazoa; Chordata; Aves; Anseriformes; Anatidae. The transcript is spliced from 7 exons. Gene Ontology annotation, cellular component: nucleus; MCM complex. The record is from RefSeq and is a predicted model, not a curated record. Gene Ontology annotation, molecular function: ATP hydrolysis activity; ATP binding; single-stranded DNA binding. Gene Ontology annotation, biological process: double-strand break repair via homologous recombination. Bases 466 to 1674 code for a protein of 402 amino acids.
GGUGGUGGCGGCGGUGUUGGGGUGGCCUCAGGCAGCGCCCAGCGCCGGGGGUGCCCGCGGGACCCAGGCGGGCUCGGGCCGCGGAGCGCAGCGGGGCGGCCCCGCCGCCAUCUCCCGUCUGGCCGCACGGCGCCGCCGCGUUCAAAACUUGCGCGCGCCUGCCGCCAUCUGGGACCGGGCGGACCGACGGACGGACGGACAGACUGACAGACAGACUGACUGACUGACUGACUGACUGACUGACUGACUGACAGACACACAGGCAGGAGGGCCGCCUGCCUGCCUGGGGUCGUCCCGCCCGGCGGUGCGGAGGUGCCGCUGCCUCUCACCGCCCACCCCCGCGGCCCCUCCGGGCUCCUUCGCAGCCGCCAAGUUUUGCCCCAGCGCCUCACUUUUUCCCCUAUUUUUAUUUAUUUACUAUUAUUUUUUUAAUUUUAACGCCGUGUUCCCGGCCGCGGGCCGGGCAUGGCGCUGCGGGCGGAGCAGGUGGGUUUCAUCGGGCAGGUGUUCGAGUCCUACGUGCUGCAGCACCACCGCGACGAGCUGCUGGCCAUCCUGAGGGAGCGGGACGCCGAGGCGCACUACGCCGUCAUCGUCGACGCCUUGACGCUCUUCGAGACCAACAUGGAGAUCGGGGAGUACUUCAACGCCUUCCCCGCGCAGGUGCUCCCCAUCUUCGACAGCGCCCUGCGCCGGGCGGCCGUCACCGCCCUGCAGGCUGCCGAGCCCUCGCCGGAGCUCUGCGUGAAGACCAACCUCCACGCCAGGAUUUCGGGUUUGCCCGUUUGCCCAGAGCUGACCCGAGAGCACAUUCCUAAAACCAGGGAUGUGGGUCACUUCUUGUCUGUUACUGGGACCGUCAUACGUACCAGUCUGGUGAAGGUCCUGGAGUUUGAACGGAGCUACAUCUGCGAUAAGUGCAAGCACGUGUUUGUCGUCAAGGCUGACUUUGAGCAGUACUAUGCCUUCUGUCGGCCAUCAGCCUGCCUGAAUGAAGAAGGCUGCAACUCAACCAAGUUCACUUGCCUCUCUGGAACAAGCUCUUCUCCCACCAGCUGCAGAGACUAUCAGGAAAUAAAAAUUCAGGAACAGGUCCAACGACUGUCUGUUGGAAGCAUCCCGCGUUGCAUGGUGGUUGUUCUGGAAGACGACUUAGUGGACAGUUGCAAGUCUGGAGAUGACAUCACAGUGUAUGGAGUGGUAAUGCAGAGGUGGAAACCUUUCCACCAGGAUGCACGCUGUGACUUGGAGCUUGUUCUGAAAGCCAACUAUGUUAAAGUAAAUAAUGAGCAGCUAGCAGGGGUUGUAAUUGAUGAAGAAGUCCGCAAGGAAUUUGAAGACUUCUGGGAAAAGCAUAGGAAUGAUCCCUUAGCAGGGAGGAAUGAAAUUUUGGCUAGCUUAUGUCCUCAAGUGUUUGGAUUGUACCUGGUGAAGUUGGCUGUAGCCAUGGUGCUUGCUGGUGGUGUGCAGAGGAUCGAUGCUACUGGAACUCGAAUCAGAGGUGAAUCGCAUCUUUUGUUGGUUGGAGACCCAGGUACAGGGAAAUCUCAGUUUCUCAAGUAUGCAGUAAAGAUUACACCCCGGUCUGUGCUCACUGCAGGAAUUGGAUCUACAAGUGCAGCAAGUGUGCCGAAUUUCUACCUUGAGAUUCUUAAGGACCCUCAUCAUAAGUGAAACUUGAAUCCUUGGCAAGAAAUCUUAUUAACCCUAGUUUAACUUCAGAGCACCUUUCCGUGAUUAGAACUGCUGGACUAAAGCAUUCAUUAAUCUCUAGCCCAAGACUUUGGAUGCAGCUUGAAUUAUUUUCUUUGCCCUCCCUGUACAAGGAGUGUCUUACUUGUGAGUAUGUUUGGAGCUGUACCUAACACUGACUUUGUCAUCUUGCUGUUCAUGCAGAAGCUCCAAGUGAUGCAUUCUGAGAAAUACGAAAUUGUUUUACAUCCCUUGUCAUAACUGCAUGCUUCAGAUUACCAAUUUAUUCUUUCUCCUGAGAGGAAAUUCCUAAUGGACAUUUCUGUCUAAAAGUAAAAAGACUAAAUCCGUAAGUUCCAGUUUUGACCAUUUCCUUACGUUAUAUAUAAAGUAGUCUGGAUUGCAGUUUAAUUACUGACUGUAGGAUUACAGUCCACAUAUACUAAAUGAUGCACCUGUAAAUUGGUAAUACCUUGGAGAAGUGCUAAAAGCUGUCUUAUAUUUGGAUUUCUCUUUCAGAGAAAUUUGUCAAUAACUUACUGAACUCUGGAUUGCAUCUUUUGUAUUAACACAUUUUAUAUACCCUUUGCCAAUCUGGUACUCUUUUAGGACACUAGCCAUUUGUCAGCUGGGGAAUUGGAAUUCUGCUUCCAAAACUGUCUACUGUAUCAAUUUUCCCCUACAGGCAUUUAUUGGUACCAGGAUACAGUGUUAGAUAAUCAAUGUUGUUCUUGUUUUGCCUAAAUUCCCUUUCUUUCCCACUCUGUCUUAGGAAUCAUCUGCUUUUAGAUCCAUUAUGACAUUAUGAUCCUUUUUUUCUUUAAGUGAACCAGUAUUUGAGGAUCUUCAUCUUUUUUUUUUUUUUUUGACUUCGCUGACAGGCUUAGAUUAACUGCCAGGGAUCCAUUCUCUGUUGUGGGUAAAACCAGAACUUUUCUUCCAGUCUCUAGAUAACAUGCUGAGUUUACUUGCUUUAUGAGGUUGCCUUUGUUGCUAACACGUAGUAGAGGUUUUCUGUUGAGAAUUCUCUGCAUGUUUCUUACUUUUAUGAGGAACCAGGCUUUGUUCUUCCUACAUCUCUUUUGUUAAAGUUGUCAUCCACAAGGCAAAACCAAGUUCAGCAACUCAAUGGCAAAAAUUUCUUUGACCACUAUAGGACUUCCUGAUUUCCAAAUAAAAGAUGUGAACCAUCUGUCCUGCAGGUUCUGUCUACACAGUGUUCAUUUUUUGUAAAGGCCUGGUUCAUUCUUCCCACUUCUCCUCUGAGAAUGACAGGAAGGCAUUCAUUCAUAUGUCUUUAAUUUUUAGAAAUUGAUACAUAGUUUUCCAGAAAGAAAGAGACUUACUGAAGUUUAGCAAAAUCUCUCUGUGGGUUCCCACUUCACUACUGACUUUAACCAACAGUCCCCGUAGCAGUAGUGCUGCAUGUGCAUGUUUGGAUGAGAUGAUCACUAAUAAGAAAAUAUUUCCUUUUCCCCUGGAGCUUGAGAAGUGCAGCAAUCAUUUGAGUGGUGUGUUUGAUUCCAUAGGGAUCGGAAUGAACACAUGCCUGCUGCUGGUGGGUCUGGAGGCAUCCAGGCCAGAGUCAACCUGACACUUUCUGGUGCGUAUCUGGCUGUAGAGAUUUGCACAAAGUUUUGUUCAAUGUCGUGUCCCUCUACAGAUGGACUCCAUAAAGAAUUUUGUGAUCUGUGCUCAGAACAGCUUGUCUAAAAAUCUGGGAGACUAUCAGCUGUUUCUCCUACUCUCCAGUUUUGUACAAUAUGCCUUCCUGCGCUGUAAGAAAUGCAGCCUUCUGGCCUCUCCUCUUACAGCCUCUACAGAGCCCUGAGUACUGCACUUGCUAAUACUUAGCAGAGUUUAACAUUGCCUAUGUCAUGCCAACAGCAUUUUGCUACUGUUUUAUUUUUCUCCUCAUUGAAACUAACUAACUCAAGGGUAAACAGCCAUUUUUUCUUUUUCCUAGUAAGCCUCUCUGUGCUAUGCAGGCUUCAGAUGCUAACCAUUGCCUCUUUUCUGAUCUACUAGAAACCAUGUGAGCCCUCCAGUUCUGGUUAUGAUAGAGUACAUCAGUAUCCUGAGAUAUGCAGGACACUGCAACUAGGGACAUUUUUCCCUAUUUGUAGAUCCCCAAAUUGUUUCUGGAUAGUCUUUAGUAGGUCCAGGUCAUUCUUAAUUGAUACAGAUCAAGGCAGUGACAGGGAACAUGCUAAACAACCUAGCACUGCGGGCAAUAGCGCAUCAGUGUUUGGAUCCAUACCAUGGCCCUGAUCAGGUUAUUAAUUGAGAUGCAGCCUUUAGGCUAGUCUUUUCGGAUCUUCUGCAACAGUAUUCUUCAUUGUUUUUGUGAAUAUUCAUAAUUGUAGAUGAACUUGUAGUCUUUUCUGUCAGUGUGUACCUCAAAAAUACUUCCCUCAUAACAGCCACUCACUGGCUGUUUCCUAAGCAGUUUGGCUUAAGGUUGAGAAGGCCUUAACUCUCUAAGAAGUCUGCUAAACUUACUGAAGGAAUGAAUUUUGAAGUUCUGAUCAAAGCUCCUUGAGAUAUGCCAUGUCUCUAGUAAUGUCUCAUCUCUUGGAGAUCCAUAAAUUCCCUUAAUUUCCUCUCACUAAUGCUGUUCCAAGAUGGCCUUGUCCUGAGACUUAUCUUGACUACAUGCAACAGAUUAUUUAGCCAAGUAGCCAAGCAGUGUUGGUACACCACGCCUUUCUAGAGAGACAUGACAAGCUGGAAGACCCUUCGUGUGGAAAGGUAGGCCUAUCGUCCUGUGGCCCAAGGGGUUUUUGGAGGAAAACCCAUUAACUCCUUAAAAGUUCCUGCUAUUUCAGCCCAUUCUUAAAGUUGUUAAGACAGAGCUGUUGUAUAGCCCUUCUGCAGCACAAAGACCCCCUCCCUCCAAUUGUCUGCUGGCGGCCAGUCACGACUUACACCAUGGACAAGUACCCCACCAUGCCUCCAAGACAGCAUUACCAAAAUUCAGAAAUGUUGAAGUGUUGUCUUCCCUCCACCCCACCCUUUGCUUCCUAGGGGCCUUUACGUUCUAGAUUCUAGGUACAAACCUUGGUUUUAACUUGAACAUAGCCUCCCUAGUGACUCCAGAUGGUUCCUUUCUCUUACGCAUUCUUCCUUGCUAAGACUAAAAAUCAAGCAAAAACAUCUCCACCUGUUUUCUGCAGCCCACAUCUGAUCUCACACAUGAUAAGGCCAGCUCUUAAGAAGCAGAACUUUAACUAGAAACAUAAAUACAAACAGCAAAACCUUGGCAUGAGCAGUCCCCACACAUGCAGCCUGCCCGUGUAGGUAGUUGCACUAACCUUGUAGGUAAAUGCUUUGUCUUUCCUGUUGGCCCUGAGCAGAGCCCUCCAGCUAGCAACAAUAGUAAUGCAUCUUCUCUGGACCAAACUUCUGUGGCUCUCAACAAAACAAGAGAAUCUGGCCCAGCAAGCUUGCAGUCCACUGUAUUUGUUAUGGUCAAGAGGCAGGGUAGUUAUGCAAGUGAAAGAUCUCCUGCAGUUGCCCAGGCAGAAGUCAAGAUGUAGUAACUUUGCUCUUUUUCUCUCGUAAAUGAGGAUUUGACUGGAGUGUGCAAGCAUAUAUAUUUUUUUCCGUCUUUUUUCUUCCCU